This is a messenger RNA of Ostertagia ostertagi, 666 nucleotides long. NCBI's taxonomy places the organism in Eukaryota, Metazoa, Nematoda, Chromadorea, Rhabditida, Trichostrongylidae. The record is from the annotation of a GenBank genome assembly.
AUGAAAAUCAGUUCUGAUAGCUUUCCAAGUUCUAGAGAUUCCUUUCGGUUCGUUCGAAGCAUCGGCCAACUUGAGUACAUUGUCAGCGAUCCGUCUGUGGAAGGAAAUGGCAAGCACAAGAUCUCCGUUCUCUAUAAUGAUGAGUUCUAUGACGUAUUGCGACCAACGGAGAAGUUUCCGCGCGGAGUCCUCGUUCUAAUUGCUGGAAAACUUUCGCGUUUCAAGGGAAAUGUAGCGAUUCAGGCGUAUUCCAUUAGAGAGAUACUUUGUCAGGAGGAGUACGAAUGUUUGCAAAUGGAAGCGUUCCUCGCAUUGCAAUACCACACGAAAAAUCCGUCCGGUCAAACACCGUCGCGACGUCCAUCGGUGAGCUCUAAUCCUCGUCGCUCUCUGCCGUCAGUUUCGCCAGCGACAUCGGUCACUAUCAAACGCGUUGCUUCUCCUGCAGUCGCCUCGAGCUCUACCCCGAAAAGACCUGUCGCUUCAGUUCGUUCGUCGUCGACGAGUAGUCUAGUUUUGAGUCAAAGUGGUGGAAACUCCGCCGAAAUCGAAAAAUCUGGGCUUAGAACUACUACGCACGCUGUUCCUAGCAAGAGCAGCAAUAUAAAAGAAAAUGGAAGUCAGGAUUCUUUUGAAGACAGCGUGUUCUUGAAAACUGGUGAUUAG